Molecule: messenger RNA, 589 nt
Organism: Amoebophrya sp. A25
Lineage: Eukaryota; Dinophyceae; Syndiniales; Amoebophryaceae
Source: the annotation of a GenBank genome assembly
GGAAGGCUCACGCGGAUGGUCUAAACAUGAUCCACGAUUUUCAAGCCACUUUGGAUGUUCCAGAGGACGAAGAAGCAAACGGCACGGGAGUUCUCGUACUAGGAGAUCAUAGCGAGGACGGAGGCGAUGAUCAUACAUCAGAGAAACUGAGAAACACAUUUUUAGAUCCUCACCCUUCUGGUCAGCAAUCUCUAGUUCUGCUUAGCAAUGGAGAACAAGUUCCAAUUGGCGAAGCUGAGGACAGGGCGCCCUUGGGCGCAGGCGAGGACAAUCCUGACUACUUUGAAUCGACAUCUUCUUCAAGGUCAGCGGAACAACAACUACAGGGUAAUGUUGAGCAGCAAAAGGAAGAUAAUAGAUUUUUUAUAGAUCAUACUAACCCCUACUAUAUGGACUGAGGUGGACCACAUAGAAAAAAUAUUCAUGGAAGAUGAUGCUAAGAUACUUCCACUGAAUUCUUUGACAUUUGACAUAUCAAUCUUCAUGGUACUGCUUGAUACUUUUCUUGUCUCAAAAUAUGUCCGCCAUAUUUGUAUUUCUGAUUUCUUUAUUAUCCCAUAACCCUACAUGCGAUUCUUGAAAAAUGUUU